CUUAUUUCUUAUCUUAUCUUUCCUUGUUAUGACUUGUGAUCCGUCGUGAAUUUUAAUAUAAUAUAAAUAAAUAUGUAGUUUCGAUGUGUGACUAUAUCCCAAAGACUAAUAACAAGCCAAAAUUGUAUCUAUAUCAUCCGUAGUCCUCUACUUCUUUUGUAUUUGAUGUUGUACUGUAGAUUUUAAAGACAAUCAGUGAGGCCUAGAUACAUAUUUGUGUUAAAAAUGGAUGAUUCAGCACCUAUCGUGAAAAAUGUAAUUCACGCUGGGCAGAAAUACAAACCAAUAUCUGAUGGAAGCAAGGUGCACUUUCAUUUUCAAACAUGGAAGUGUGGGAAAGAGAGAGUGCUCAUCGACGACAGCAGGAAGAUUGGCAAGAAGGAGCCCAUGAUUCUAGUCAUUGGUCACAAGUUCAAGCUGGAGGUCUGGGAGUCCAUAGUCAAAAUGAUGGCCGUUGGAGAAGUAGCCAGCUUUACUGUUAAAAAAGAACUAGUAUUCAGCUAUCCAUUUGUGUCGAAAACGUUGCGGGAGCUUGGCCAGGAAACUUCUAAGAAGAAACAUGCAUGCACUAUGACAUUGCACACAGAAGGCAUUGGCUACCCUGACUUGGACAGUUUGAUGAAGGAGCCAUGUGAUUUAGAAUUCAUCAUAGAACUGCUUCGUGUGGAACGAUCCGACGAGUACGAGAAGGAAGUGUGGCAGCUCUCCUCACAAGAGCGGCUGGAGCUGGUGCCCAGCCUCCGGGAGAAGGGCAACCAGCUGUACGGACAGAAGAAAUAUGACGAGGCUGAGGAGGUGUACGCCAAGGCCAUUGCUAUUUGCGAACAGCUUAUGAUAAGAGAAAGAAAAUGUGACGAAGAAUGGAUCAACUUGAACAAAAUAAAGUUACCGCUACUACUGAACUACGCGCAGUGCAAACUCAUCAAAGGCGAGUACUACGCCGUCAUCGAGCACUGCAACACCGUGCUGGAACACGACAAAGACAAUGAAAAAGCUCUAUACAGACGAGCGAAAGCCCACGUCGGAGCUUGGAACCCGUCGCUCGCGGAAGAGGACUUCCUCCGCCUGAAGACUCUCAACCCCACGAUGGGCCCAACGGUGGACAAGGAGCUAGCGCACAUAAGGAAACUGCAGAAGGAUAAGGAGAGCAAAGACAAAGAUGCUUUAAGAAAGAUGUUCGGGACCGACAACGGCACGUAGCGUUCAUCGUCCAGUAACUCCUCGAGUCCGGUUUCAUAACUUCGAAAUAAGUUUGCCCGAUGUUGCAUCUGCCAUAUUUUCAUUGGACCGAACGCGUUUUUAUAAAAAAGCCGUUAAUUUUUCAAAAGCUUUGAAAAAGGAAUCCGCGGCUUCUAGCCACAAAGUUUCGGUUACAUUGGUACCACUUCGAAAAAUUCAACGGUUUUUAAAAUAAAACGCGUUCCGAUAAAUGAAGUUUUUAAACUGAAAUAAAUGUCAUAUUGAAAGAAAAAAUGACCAAGGCCGCCAUGCUGGAAUCGAACCAGCGUCCUCUGUUUAUGCAUCAUUUAUCAGUCUUAGUAAUUUGGCUAAUGAAUCAUCAGACAAAUAAUGUUUCGAAGUUGCAACAGGUAGGCAAUCCUCGAGUCCCGGUAAAAGUGAACUCUAAGGGCUAGUUAUUACUACAUAUGUGCAAGUUGCGAAAAGUUUCCAAAAAUUUGAAAAAACUCCCGGAAAUUUCAUUUUUUUUUUACAUGAAAUGAAGGUAACUCAGUAAUUACCACCGUGACCAUGGCAACGAAGGACACUAAGAAGUUGAUUGGUCCUAGAAAACGUUUGAAAAGUGAUAAACUCUCCGAGCUUAAAGGAACUUUAGUGAUUAACUGGCCAUUCGUAAUCAAGCUUUAUUGCAAUGAGAUAAGAUCUACCAAAAGUAAGUUGUUAUUAAGUGUGUUGUUUGUACAAGUGACUUAAAUUACAAUUUCUAUGACUAAGAAUGAAACUAUUCACUUUCGGAAAGUACAAAUUGAAAUUCACCCUUUUAAAAUUUAUACUAUUUAUAGCCACUUCUAUUGAACACUAUUUGUGGCGUUCCAUAACUAAAGGGUCCUUAAGCUCCAGGUACACCCUUCUCUGAUGGAAAGCCACAUUUAAGAAAAGUUUACUUAAUUAUCUAUAAUUUGUUAUUUAUUUAUAAAUACACUAUGUGUAAUAUAAUUUGAUGUCGUUAAACGUGA
Molecule: messenger RNA, 2195 nt
Organism: Cydia pomonella (codling moth)
Lineage: Eukaryota; Metazoa; Arthropoda; Insecta; Lepidoptera; Tortricidae
Product: aryl-hydrocarbon-interacting protein-like 1
Exons: 6
Coding region: 226-1200 (324 amino acids)
Molecular function (GO): peptidyl-prolyl cis-trans isomerase activity; protein binding
Source: RefSeq, a predicted model, not a curated record